AUGUCGGAUCACAAGCACUACCACCACCUCGUCAUCGAUGGUCGCGGCCACCUUCUCGGUCGUCUGGCUUCCAUCGUCGCCAAGCAGAUCCUCAACGGCCAGCGCCUCGUUGUGGUCCGUUGCGAGGAGAUCAACGUCUCCGGCUCGUUCUUCCGCAACAAGCUGAAGUACCUUUCGUUCCUGAAGAAGUGCUCGAACGUCAGGCCCACCCAUGGUCCCUACCACUACCGAGCCCCGUCCAAGAUCUUCUGGAGGACCGUCAGGGGCAUGGUUGCUCACAAGACCGCCCGCGGUGCUGAGGCCCUUGGUCGCCUGAAGGUCUUCGAGGGUGUGCCCCCUCCCUACGACAAGAUGAAGAGGAUGGUGUGCCCCGCUGCCCUCCGCGUGCUCCGCCUCAAGCCCGGCCGCGCCUACACCGUGAUUGGCCGUCUCUCCGAGGAGGUCGGCUGGAAGCACGCCGCCACCGUGAAGAAGCUCGAGGAGAAGAGGAAGGUGAGGUCCGCCGCCUACUACGAGAGGAAGAAGGCCCUUGCCCGCCUCCAGACCAAGGCUCUGGCCAACCGUACCGAGCAGCUCAAGCCCGUCCUCGAGACCCUCACUGCCUACGGCUACUAG
Molecule: messenger RNA, 615 nt
Organism: Acanthamoeba castellanii str. Neff
Lineage: Eukaryota; Discosea; Longamoebia; Acanthamoebidae
Product: ribosomal protein L13, putative
Exons: 3
Coding region: 1-615 (204 amino acids)
Biological process (GO): negative regulation of translation; translation
Cellular component (GO): cytosolic large ribosomal subunit; ribosome
Molecular function (GO): structural constituent of ribosome; mRNA binding
Source: RefSeq, a predicted model, not a curated record